Messenger RNA from Adelges cooleyi (spruce gall adelgid), 678 nucleotides. RefSeq lists its product as uncharacterized. NCBI's taxonomy places the organism in Eukaryota, Metazoa, Arthropoda, Insecta, Hemiptera, Adelgidae. The record is from RefSeq and is a predicted model, not a curated record. The transcript is spliced from 5 exons. Bases 37 to 678 code for a protein of 213 amino acids.
GCUCAGUAGAAGUUCAGUUUAUAGUAGUCAAACACAAUGGCCUUCAAAUUCGCUAUUUUGUUAAUAUCUUUUGUCAUAGUUAAUAAUUCUGCAUCGCCACCAACUAAUGAAGAAGUUAUAUCAGAUGCCUAUAAGUUUGCUUACUACUAUUAUUACAAUAACGAAGCAACAGGUUUUGAUAGCAAUGAGAAUCUUAGCAAGUCCGCUUUUUUAGAUUUUGUGGGCAAAGAAGACAAUUUCGAAUAUGUAAACAGUUAUUGGUCAGAGAACUCAGUUUCAUCAGAAGCACAAAAUCAUAUAUAUUUAGAAGAUUUUAGGGAACUCGUGGCUUCGAUUUGCACAAUACAAAAUAUUGAUAUAAAAGUCUUUCUUGAAAAAAGAAUAGCAGCAGCUAAGUUGAUAACAUAUGCCUUUGAUAUUGCAACUGGCUAUUACGACCUUGGUCCUAUGAGAAACAACAUGAUUCUUCUUCAGUCCGAUUUUUUAGAUUUUGUGGGUAAAGAGGACAAUGUAGAAUUUUUAAACAGUUAUUGGACAGCGAAUUCAAUUUCACCAGAAGCACAAGAUUACAUACUUUUCAAAGUAUUUAGGAGACUUAUAUAUUGGAUUUGCUCACAACGAGAAUUUGUUAUAAAAGACUUCCUUGAAGAAAGGAUACCAGUAGCUGAGGUAACCUAG